GCAGCUAAGCUAACGCUAGCCGGAGCUAGCAAUUCUGCAAGUCAUGCUGGGCCAUCCAAAGAGGGAAGGCUGGGUGGGAUGCGCUUAAUGGGACGAGGACAACACGAUCAGGCUGGAUUGUAAUUGCGGCGUUUCGUGGACUUUGUGGCAUGGAGACUUAAGACAAAAAAGAACGCUUCUUGACGAUGAUGAAAAUCAUAUGAAGAAGGAGCGUGGACUCUCACAAACGUUUGUGCACCCCCCCUACCCCCCAGAGAUGAAAACGUUUCCCUCUGGACUCUCCCUAGCUCAUUUUUAAGAUCCAAAGUUCUCCUGUACUUCUUAGUUCAAGGCCCAAAUUUCGUUUUUAUUUUUACUUUCACCUUUUUGUUCCUUUUGCAAAGAAAUGCUUUACCUGAAAAAGUACUUCACAGAGGGCCUGAUUCAGUUCACCAUCCUUCUGAGUCUGAUCGGGGUGCGGGUGGACGUGGACACCUAUCUGAGUAGCCAGCUGCCACCCCUGAGGGAGAUAAUCCUGGGCCCGAGCUCAGCCUACACGCCCACUCAGUUCCACAACCUGCACAACACGCUGGACGGCUAUGGCAUUCACCCCAAGAGCGUGGACCUAGACCAGUUUUUCGCCACCCGCCGCUUACUGAAUCGGGUGCGCCAGCUGGAUCGCUUCUCCGUGCCCAGCCCCGAGCUCGAUACCUGGCUGGUGCACCGCGACGCAGAGAGCGAACAGACGGGCGGUGCCAGCAUAGCCCUGGACAAUGGGGGCGGCCUCGAGGACGUGAACGACCUCGACGCUGCCCCGGCCAUGAGGGGGACUGGAGAAGGCGAAGGGGGGCCACCCGAGACCACCUAUAACCUCAACGUAGCCGACGGCAGCCUCGGGGCAGUGGCGUCCGAUGGUGACCAGGGGCAGGACAACAAUGACGACCUCAGCAAAGAGGACAUCGACCUGAUUGACAUCCUGUGGCGACAGGACAUCGACCUGGGCGCGGGCAGGGAGGUGUUUAACUACAGCAGACGGGAGAAGGACAACGAGGAGGUCAAGCCUCGCCCGGCCCAAGAGAGCAAGGACAAUGAGGAGCUGCAGCGAGAAAGCUGGAGGAACGACGUUAACCUCCAGACGCUUCGCUCUGUGGACAUUGAGACGGGAGAGAGCAUCCCGCAGCAGCUGCCUGCCGCCGGCUCACAGACAUCCCUGUCUCUGCAGGAGUGUUUGAGGCUGCUGGAGGCCACCUUCCCCUUCGGAGAAGAUCCCGAGUUCCCCACCCCUGCAGCACCACCUGAAGUGGCGACCCCCGGUACAGAAGCACCGUCCACGUCACAGGGCCUGGCGCCUCAGCUGGACUUGGAGCAGCAGUGGCAGGAUAUCAUGGCUGUCAUGGAGCUGCAAGCCAUGGACGUGAACAACAGCAGCGCAGGAUGCAGCAUUGACAUCAGUAGGACAUUGGCGACCGACUUUGGGCUGGUCCCGCCCGUGGCACCCAUCCACCAAGACGUGAGCCUCCACCAAGCCUCGCUAGCCAGCUGCAGCCAGGAGUUUCCUACGGUUUUCCCACCUCAUCUGGAUUCGGCCGGCGGGAUGAGAGGAUCCUCCAGCAACUCCAGUCACAUCAAUGCCACUUUUGGGACAACCAACCUCACUGGACUCUUUUUGCCCCCCGUUCUCAAUGCCACUGGUGCCAACGUAACCUCCACGCCCAUCCCGCCGGACCCGUUUGGCGGGCUUUUGGAGGAAUCCAUGCUAGAUGAGAUCAGCCUCCUGGACCUGGCCAUGGAGGAGGGAUUCAGCCAAGCUCAGGCCUCGCAGCUGCGUGACGAGCUGGACUCGGAUUCAGGCCUGUCCCUGGACUCCAGCCGCAGUCCGGCGUCGCCCAGCAGCUCAGAAACAUCCUCCUCCUCAUCUUCAUCCACCUCAGCCACCUUCUCGGAGGAGGGCGCCGUGGGCUACAGCACUGCCGCGUCCGACUCGGAGGAAGGAGCUGUGGGCGGAUACCAGCCCGAAUACAGCAAGCUGUGCCGCAUGAGCUUCCAGGACAACUUCCACGGCCUCCCCCAGUUAGGAGGAAUCAACCACAACCAUACCUACAACCUACCACUUGGGAACCCUUUCACCGAACACCCAGAGCUCCCCAAGAAGCAGAACACCAAGAACUCCAAGCUUCCUCCUCCAACAUCUGAGCUAAUGGACAAGCACUCGAGCCGGGACGAGCGGCGAGCCCGCUCCAUGAAGAUCCCUUUCUCCAAUGAAAAAAUAGUCAACCUCCCUGUGGAGGAGUUCAACGAGCUUCUGGCCAAACACCAGCUGAGCGAAGCGCAGUUGGCUUUGGUUCGAGACAUCCGCAGGCGUGGUAAAAACAAAAUGGCCGCUCAGAAUUGUCGCAAACGCAAGCUGGACACCAUCAUCAACCUGGAGGACGGCGUACACCAGCUAAGGCGUGACAAAGCCCGGCUACUCAAGGAAAAGAUGGAGUUUCUACGUUGUAUCCGGCAAAUGAAGCAGAAAAUGCAGAGUCUGUGCCAGGAGGUUUUCGCUCAAGUCCGGGACGAGCAGGGCCGGCCCUACCCACCCAGUCGCUACUCUCUUCAGUACGCCGCAGACGGCAGCGUUCUGGUGGUACCGCGCAGCGAGCAAACCCGCUCCAGGUCGGACAAGAAGACAAAGGACAAGAAGAAGUGAGGCCAGCCAUCUUCUAGGGGACUUAAUGCACACGCGCCGGAGGCAAGGCCCGCCAACCUGCCCGCGCUUGACUUUCCGUGUUUGUUUGCCCCCCUUUUUUUUUUUCUUUUUCAUUCUGCUCCUCAGUAUUUUCCCUUGACUGCUCAUCUUUCCGGAUUUCCAAGGCGGGAAACUGGAUUGCAAGGACUUUUUUUUUUUUCAAGAGGUUGCUUUAUGAAGGCCGGUCUGAGGACAAAAAGUCAGCCAGGGAGGUUGUGAAGGUCUGGGAUUCACUUUCAUAAAGUACCCGGAACUCCUCAAGAACUUCAAACUGCCACCUCCACCAUCUGAGCUCAAGGGCAGAGUCCUGCAUGAGCCAGGAACAAAACCAAGCCAUGAACAUGAAGACUGCUAAUGACACGAUCAUCAAGAUCCGACAACGAGGUCAUGAGUAUCCACUAAGAUAGUUCAUCAAGCUUCUGGCCUAGAACUUGAGCUGCUGCUCUUCUUUGACCUAGCUCUUUGCUUGACCACUUAUUGUGGACUUUCAAGGCAGGAAAAAAGGAAUGCUUAGUGGAGGCCGAUCACAGGAUUAAAUCAGUCAGCGAGGAAGGUUCUGAAGAGCUGCGAUCCACUUUCACCAAGCAUCCGCAGCUCCCCCAAGAAGCAGAACGGAAAAAAACUGCCUCCACCAGAGCUUCUGGAUCCUCAUCACAAAAGAUCAUCAAUCUCCCAAUGAAGGAGUUUCAACAAGCUUCCGACCAAGAAGUCAAAAGCUUCUGCUCCUUAUUUCGCUCUCCUCGCUCGUCCGCUCAUCUUUCCGGACUUCUGAGAUGAAGGUGAUAAGGAAGACGGGGUUGCCUUGUCUUCUGUCUUUGGGUUAGGAGGUCUGCCAAGGGGUUGAAGAAGUAGUGCUGCCUUGCAAUGUGUAUCCACGUUAUUCUAGAUUUCCAUCCACAUGUACCGCCAUUUCCAAAAUGUUUGGCUUGAUGCUCUCUGCUGACAUUAACUCUACAUAGUAUGUAAUCCAGGGGUUUUCAAGCUUUUUGGGUUCAGGGAGACAUUUUUUUUUUCCUAGGAUCCCCCCCUCUCCAUAACUUUCCCACCAAUCAAAAAUACAGUAUCAUAAUAAACAUUUCAAUGUAGAUAUUUAGGACUGUUAAUACAAGGGUGUCAAACUCAAAUUCCAGAGGCCAUAUUUGGUCUACCAUGAUUUUUGGUGACCCACUAAAGCUGUUUAUCUGGUGCAAUAAGGACUAACAUAGCUAGCUAUGCUUAAAACUUUAAACAUGCGUCAUCUAAUAGUGGAACGUCAAAUCAAAAUUUAACAAAAAUGGCUUAUUGGAGUCUGCACCUCAAAUGAGUUUGAUAGAAAGAUUCAAUUAAAUGCAGUUAAGUUGGGUUACUGAUUGUCGCUAGCGGACAUGCAAUGCUAAUUUAAAACAUAGCUGCAAACAACAGUUUACAAAAAGCACAUGUUGCCACGGAUUGCUAAUUUGGGAACCCUCAAAUUACACCAUACCGGACCAUGGGUGGUCCGAGGAACACUAUUGUAGUCUACGCAAGUCAGCUUACAUGACUUUUUUUCCCCUCAGUUGUCAAAUAUCAGGACGAGGGGGAGUGCCAGGAGGUUUUUAAAAUAAACCUCUUGCAUCCCGUCUCAAAUCUUAGGGACUGUUCUUAGUUUGGGUGAGUGUGAACACUGUGCGCGUGUCGGCGAUGGAGGUUAAACUACUGUAGUUCGGAAUGUCGUGUUGUGACGGGGACGCUCGUUUGUCUGGUACGGAUGUUUGACUGAAAUGAAAUUGAAGCACGUAAGGGUGAAUGAAGAGUGGAGCCCCAAGACAUGAGAUGAAGUUAGGGUGGGUGUUUUUUUGGCCAUAGUAUAAUUUGGGCAUAAAAUAUUAAAUUGUGGCCACGGACAGGUUUAGUACCAUUACGAUGAAUAACUCUGGCUAUGAAAAUCGAGCGCAUAUUCAGUAAUUGCUUACCAAACUGUCAAACAGUUAUCGCUACUCUGUGACAAGGAAUUGAAUUUUUUGUGCAUGUUACACCUCACUAGUGGUUGUAGUAUUUCCUAGCCACUAAUAUGCAAAUUGUGCUCGUUAUUAUUCCUAAUUCGUGGCCACAAAUUAGCAUUUUGUGCGCAUGUUCUAUUUAAAUUGUGGCCAAUUUACAUUUGUUUGGGGCUCCGUAGAAGAUUAAUGGUUGCGAAAGAAUCUUCUCACUGUCGCCAACUCUUGCAUCCUGCUAAAACUUAAGCACUUUUUUUUGUCUGUCCUGUAAAUAUUUGUGUGUCAACCCCCCCCCCGUGCCACCUUUUAAUUUAGAAGUAGUUCCAUGUUUGCUGGCAAUCAAGAUUGUUUUUAUGGAUUCAUAAAGUGUUUUUAUUUCCA
Molecule: messenger RNA, 5046 nt
Organism: Syngnathus typhle (broad-nosed pipefish)
Lineage: Eukaryota; Metazoa; Chordata; Actinopteri; Syngnathiformes; Syngnathidae
Gene: nfe2l1b
Product: nfe2 like bZIP transcription factor 1b
Exons: 7
Coding region: 386-2671 (761 amino acids)
Biological process (GO): regulation of transcription by RNA polymerase II
Cellular component (GO): nucleus
Molecular function (GO): RNA polymerase II cis-regulatory region sequence-specific DNA binding; DNA-binding transcription factor activity, RNA polymerase II-specific
Source: RefSeq, a predicted model, not a curated record